Molecule: messenger RNA, 1354 nt
Organism: Otolemur garnettii (small-eared galago)
Lineage: Eukaryota; Metazoa; Chordata; Mammalia; Primates; Galagidae
Gene: NRIP2
Product: nuclear receptor interacting protein 2
Exons: 5
Coding region: 1-693 (230 amino acids)
Source: RefSeq, a predicted model, not a curated record
AUGAGCACCAGGCAGGAGGCCAGGAGAGAUGAGGGAGACACCAGGAGGGGACAGGAGGCAGAGCUUCGGGAUGGAGCCCACCUGAGCCAGCAGCGCCGGCUCAAACAGGCCACCCAGUUCCUGCACAAGGAUUCGGCUGACUUGCUCCCGCUGGACAGCCUCAAGAGGCUCGGCACCUCCAAGGACUUGCAGCCACACAGCGUGAUCCAGAGACGCUUUGUGGAGGGAAACCAGAGUCGGCUUCAGGGAGAGUCUCCUCUGGUGCAGGCCCUGGUUCAUGGCCAGGAGAUCAGGAGAACCAGCAGGACAGAGAUUCCAGCUCUUCUGGUCAACUGCAAGGUGAGAGGCUUCCUAGGGCAGCAACUUUCAUUAACAACCUGCCUGCAGCUGGAUCACUCCAUUGGCUCUCUUUUCUGUCCUGACUGGUUAGGGAAAAAGGUCCUAAAAGCCCCAGCAGAGGAUGUGACACUUGAGCCUCCAACCCACGUGGAGCAGUUGGAGCUACAGCUAGGACAGGAGACUGUGGCGUGCUCAGCCCGAGUGGUGGAUGUUGAGAGUCCUGAAUUCUGUCUGGGUCUACAGACUCUGCUCUCUCUCAAGUGCUGCAUUGACCUGGAACAUGGAGUGCUACGGCUGAAAGCCCCAUGCUCAGAGCUGCCCUUCCUGCCUUCCUACCAAGAGCCUGGCCAGUGACUGUGCCCUAGUCAGUCCCUAGAGGAAAGACCUUAGGGGAAAAACCCUGUGAGGAAGAGGCUACUAGAGGCAGGUGGCUGGGGACUAUUAUAUCUGUGCCUAUUAUUACUACCCUGACCCACCCCCGGUCCCAUUCUCAUAUUCCUCAGCUGGCCACAUUCCUGAGCUUCUCAGCAGCUUCCUGUCCUGUGGGAAUAUUCACUAGAGGGCCUAUGAUUCUAAGUUAUGGUAUCCUUGUUCUUUCAUUCCCCUCCUGUAGAAAGCAAAGCCAAAUCAGGAGAGCAGAAAGCAUCCUAAGCAAAAUGGGUACCCUCUUGGUCCUCAACAUGGUAGGAACUGGCCUGAGCCAAAGGCUAUGCCAAUUGCUGUUCUUGCCUGCUCUCCACUCUUCCCCAGAUUCUACUUAACUGCCCAUACCCGUCUUUCCUCAUCUUCUGAGGCUUAUUAUCUCCCACAAUUAGACAGCCAUACUUCACCAACCUGGGUCCCUGGCCUUUUUGCUGCCUGACUGAUUUUGCACAUAUCUGCUCAUAGCUGAGUAGGGGAUGUAACAUUAAACAGAAUUAAUUCAAGAAAAUAAAAGAAAGUGAGUUAGUACAGGAAUGUGCAGUUCAUAAGGCUGAAAGGUUUUUUUUUUCCUUUGCAUUUUUUUUUGGCCAGG